Molecule: messenger RNA, 1866 nt
Organism: Aspergillus pseudoviridinutans
Lineage: Eukaryota; Fungi; Ascomycota; Eurotiomycetes; Eurotiales; Aspergillaceae
Exons: 2
Coding region: 1-1866 (621 amino acids)
Source: RefSeq, a predicted model, not a curated record
AUGAGCUCACAACCCCUCAGGGGUGACGCUCGAACGCGCCCUUCGAGGAUUCCGACAUUUCAAGCGCCAACAAAGGCGAGUCUUGCAAGAUCACAUCCCGAAAUCUUGGAACGCUCUCAUAAUAGAUCACCGGGGAAGGACCGGAAUCAGGAUGAUCAACAGAAGCAGGCGGAGGCGGGAGUCUUUGGGCUACGGGAUAGAAAGGCUUUUCGACCGUCGUUGGCGUCGACUGCAAGCCCUAUAGGUGCUGCGCGACAAGCCGGAGAUGCGCUCUCGCCGUUUUCAACCCGACGGUCGGGUGGAAUUCAAGCAUUUGCUGCACCCCCAAGACGAGUGUCGAGAAAAAUCACUCCUGCAGACUUCGUCUUCGGGUCUCCAGCAAACUUACCAAAUAAUACCAGAAAUGCGGAACUUAUAAACACCCCAGAAGAUCAAUUAGCAUCUGAACUGGGCAGCGCGACAGGAGAAGUUAACGUGAGCACUGAAUCUGAGCAGCCGUCUUCGCAUGAAGAAUUUGAGGAACCGGACCUGCCCCCGACGCCCACUCAACUAGGCUUGGAAAACCCCCCCGAGAGGCCCAGAGGGCUUUUGAGCAGCAGUCCUAGCACGCAGCCUGGGAGAUUCCGAACGCGGCGAACUGGUGAUCUACUAGAGAAAAGCCCUUCCAAGCUCAGGGGGGUUGAUUAUGGGUUACAAACAGGUGACCUAUCAGGACUGGGCGUCAUUGUAUCGAAAGAAUCUCUUCCAGAACCUGUUGUGAAGAAACAAAAACUCAAAAGAGAGCUGUCUGCCGACUUGAGUAAGCUCAAGGAGGACAUCGCGGAAUUGGAGAGCUGGUCAGAGAGAUUGGGCCAACAACAUGAGACCAUAGAACCAGAUCACAACUUGGACAAACUCAUCUCUAUAUUGGUAGCCGAAGAUCUGGCCAGCAAAAAUGCGAAACGCCCUGCGGCCGAUCCGUCGAUAUCGUCCUUAUUAUCCAGCCUAUUACCUUUCUCCGCAAAGUUCGCGCCGUCAAUACAGCAGUCGCCUACCCCUACAAAUCCGUUUGCCCUCGAAGUAUCUGCUCGAGCAAAACCAUACUUGACAGUAUUUGCACCCUUAAAUUUGACGGCGCAUUCGAACACCACCUCCGACCCAGAGAACGAUACCCUUCUUGAAAGACAUCACUUGACACUGUCCGCUCCUGCCCCAUUUCCUUCCAACAUCUACAAUAUACCCGUCAUUUAUGAGGCGAACACCGAAUUACAGUGUUUGACCUCAAUAUCAGUCCCGACGAGUCUUGGAACUUCUGCCGCGAAAAUCCCUACAUCGCUGAGACGAUGGAUCGAUUCAAGGCUGUUCAACCCGCUCCUGAAAAUAGACAUAUCAGGCCUCUGUCAGGGCAUCAAUCAGUAUUGGGAAGCAAUGCUGUCGCGUGCUCUCAUAUGGUCCGAAAUCGAGGAACGGCACUCGAACCUGACUGGCCGGCCUGCGUUGGGGGUUGGCGCUCCUGGAAAGAAUAGCAUACAGCAGGAGCAUGAUAAGUCGAACCCGCGCCGACUACUGCCACACCUCAAGCGCAGCACAAUGCUCUUCGAAUCUAAAGAAACUAGGAUGAAAUUACUCCUUUCAUGCGACCUGAGCAUGGACGAAUGGUCAAGCGAACCUAAACUGACGCCGGAUAUCAGCAUCGCAUCAAGAUCAACGAGUAAUGGCACAUUCUGCAGAAAGAUCGAACAAGAGACCAAGAAGCUCUUCCAGGAGGUACUAAGGGACUCCAGACGUCAGCAGGGCGCAAUUGAAACUGAGGCCGAUGUUAUCAUUCGAGCUGUCGAGUGCGUCCUAAAUGCUUUGUUCGGCGUUGAAGCUGGCGGAAAGCUGUGA